ACGCCGUAUAAAACACGGAAGAAUUCGGGUGGCCGGAUCAUUGCAUUCGCAACCUAUUGUCAGGACUGUUGUGAGUGAGAGAACAUCUGCGGCCUCACCGUUAUCAAAUCGGAUCAUCCGUCAUGUCGUGCCGAUCAUCAGCCACCCUCGCCUCGGUGUUCUUUGUCCUGACGACGACACUGACGUCGGCGUCACCGGCGCUCCGUCGUCGCGACGUCUUCGACAACGCCGUGGACAGUCCGGACGGACUCAUCGCUCAUCUACAGCAUCUCGGCGAGCUGUUGUACCGCUUCCCGGACAACGAGACUGGCCUGAAAGUCGCGCAGUGGCAUGAAGGUAUGGACAUGAACCCCGAGGAAUUGGGCAGUUACGUAGAAGGAGACAUCCUGUUUCCGCCAACGCAGGGUAGAAAUGGUCUCAAGGCGGACUCUGCUCGGUGGCCCAACGGCGUUGUACCUUUCAUGGUCAGUCCAUAUUUCAAUGCGCAACAGCAAAGACUCAUAUACGAAGCGAUGGACGACUAUCACAAGUACACGUGCAUCAGAUUUAAGCCGUAUACGGGUCAGGAGAACGAUUACAUCAGGAUUACGGCCGGCAACACUGGUUGCUGGAGCAGCGUAGGUAGGAUCGGCGGUCGACAGGAUGUGAAUCUCCAGGUUCCUGGCUGCGUGACGAAGAAAGGCACUGUGGUACACGAACUGAUGCAUGCCGUCGGCUUUUUGCACGAGCAGAGCAGAUACGAGCGAGAUGGCUAUGUGUACAUCCUAUGGCAGAAUAUCUUGAAUGGUCACAGUGGCAAUUUCGAAAAGGCCUCCAGGGGAACCACCGACGCCUUCGGAGUCGGUUACGAUUACGACAGUGUGAUGCACUACUCGAAAAACGCGUUCUCCAAGAAUGGUCAACCUACCAUAGUACCGAUAGGUAACUCUCGCAUAGAACUCGGCCAGAGGGAAGGCUUCAGCAAAAGGGACAUCCAGAAAAUCAGGAGAAUGUACAAAUGCAGCAGACGCAGACGUCGUCAGUACUAUUGAGCGGACAACGAAUCGACCAAUGUUUCCGGUGCUUUGUUUGCGCGUAUAUAUUCGCGUAUUAGCAGGCAGAAAGAAGAGGAGGUCUAGUCUUUCGUGCGCGUAAAACAUGUAUCUCCGCGAAGGAACAAUGUCAACGAACGUGUCAGUAUUAUUUUACAAUUAGUCGUUACCUGUUAAUUUAGUCAUUAUGGUGUACUGUAACAUUAUGUGUGUACAUGUAUCCAUUUUAUGCAUUUAAAUCAUAUAUUAAAAUAUACAUAUAAGUGCAUGUAUGGCAGGUAUUUCUUUUUUUCUUAAUUAAGGUUUUCUUUCUCUUUAUAAGAGGGGAAAGGAUAUGAGGAAAUUUUCUCCCCUUGCCUCCUCGAAUGAAGAAGAUGCGAUAUACCUCGCGAUAAAAUAUUCUGUAUUCGUAUGCCAUUUCUUUACAAGUGUUUCCGUAAAAGUGUAAGAAAAUACACUCUGCAGCAAUGUACUAUUUAUAGUAGUGCGCGAUCUCUUACUCUACCUAGCAUCGGUGGAAACACCGAAACAGGAAGAUCAAACGGUUGUCGUGGUUAAUGGAUCUAUUUGGUACGCGAAAGUGGAAUCCCCUGUAUGUUCGCCGCAAACUCAAACGUAUGGCGCACUAAAUGAGCGUAAAGUUCUGAGUCGUCGUGUAACUAAACUAAAAAAAA
Ooceraea biroi (clonal raider ant) is the source of this 1705-nucleotide messenger RNA. Its product is annotated as zinc metalloproteinase nas-4. Gene Ontology annotation, biological process: proteolysis. The record is from RefSeq and is a predicted model, not a curated record. Lineage: Eukaryota; Metazoa; Arthropoda; Insecta; Hymenoptera; Formicidae. Gene Ontology annotation, molecular function: metalloendopeptidase activity; zinc ion binding.